AUGCUUCAUCAUGCCAAACUGGACAAGUGUUUCUGGGCCGAAGCAGCGAUGACGGCCAUCUACGUCAAGAAUCGACUGCCGUCACCUAAAGUCGUGCACAAGACUCCGUCUGAGAUCGUCUACAACUUGAAACCAAGCGUCAAGCACAUGCGAACAUUCGGGUGUCAGACAUACAUACUGACGCCUAAAGAGAAUCGACUCAAGUGGGAUCCAAAGGCUCGCGCUGGCAUAUUCGUGGGCUACGAAGAAGUUUCGAAGGCAUAUCGUGUUUAUGACAUCGAGGCGGGGCAGGUGGUUAUCAGCCGCGAUGUCAACUUCGACGAGUCCACCUUUGGACUUCAACUGCCGAUCACUGAUGAAGAUGUCGAUGACCUGGACUUCGAAUUGCUGGAUCUUGAUGACGAAGAGCUGCUUCAAAUGGAGUACAAGCAAACAGGCAAGCGAAAGAACCGACUCAAUGAUGAAGAUACAGCAGCUCCACGACCGCGUGCAGUGCGUCAACGACCAGGACUAGAAGAGUCAAGCGCGCCGGAAAACAACUCGUCACGACAAGAAGAAGACGAAGAAACGAAGGAUUCUGGUGAUUCAACACCGCCUGUGUUUUGGCGUGCGAGUGCAAAUGCCGUUGAAGCAGCAGUGGACUUAUCAGAGCCCUCAACAUUUGAAGCAGCAGUAAGCGGCCCUGACCAAGUGCACUGGAGAAAAGCAAUUCAUGCAGAGCUCGAGUCAAUGCGACUUCGCGGUGUGUUUCGUGCAGCCAAGCUGCCCAACGGACAACGCGCCAUUGGCACAAAAUGGGUGUUCAAGAUCAAGCGCAAGGCGGAUGGGUCAAUCGAGAAGUACAAGGCACGACUUGUGGCCAAGGGUUUCCGCCAAAAGUAUGGCAUCGACUACACGGAGACGUUUUCGCCUGUGGUCAAGUAUGUGACGCUGCGAAUGGUGAUCGCAAUUUCCAAGCAUUUUGGAUGGCCCAUCGACCAGCUUGAUGUGGUGACAGCUUUCCUGUAUGGCGUCAUGAAGGAACAAGUGUUCUGCGUGAUUCCUGAAGGCGUCGAACUUGACAGUACGUUCGACUGCCUGGAAUUGGUGAAGUCAAUUUACGGCCUCAAGCAAGCGUCGCGAGUGUGGAACGAGACGUUCGACGAGUAUGUGUGCUCCAUCGGAUUUCAAGUAUCGGACUUCGACCCAUGUCUCUACAUCAAGACUUCGGACGGCCAUUGCGUGUUUAUACUGGUCUACGUGGACGACGUCUUGGUGACUGGAAGCUCACUCGAGCUGAUUGCACAAACCAAGAACGACCUGAAGACGCGGUUCGAAAUGACGGACAGCGGCAAGUGUGCGUUUGUUCUGGGAUCGAGCUUUUGGACGGUGAAGAUGGCAGUGUGA
Messenger RNA from Peronospora matthiolae, 1386 nucleotides. NCBI's taxonomy places the organism in Eukaryota, Oomycota, Peronosporomycetes, Peronosporales, Peronosporaceae. The record is from the annotation of a GenBank genome assembly.